GCUUGAGUUUGUAGUAAUGGUUCAUUGAUCGAAAAGUAACUUUGUCCAAAACUGCUUUAUUAACUAUAAGUUGAACGAAGAGGAGAUUUCCUGCGCAUGAAGAAUCACAGUGGCAGAAAUUCAGCACUAAAUUUAGUAACAGUAUUUAGUAAACAUGACGGAUGAACAGGGUCCCAAGAAGGGAUUCUGGGAACAGGCCAGGGAAGCCCGUCAUAACUCAGACGGAUGGAUUAAAUACUUCAUCACCAUGGCAACAAUAACGUCGGUCACCGCUUGUGGAACUUGUCUAAUGGUGAUAGCACUUCUGGUACCUUUCCUAGCUGUUAUUAUAGGUGUAGCUAAGAUAGACGACUGUCCUGUUAAUAGUAUGAUACCCAUCUACUUGAUAGCAGUUGGUAUAAUAGGUGUUAUCUCCUCCUCCCUGGGUUUGUGGAGACAAUGUGCUGGAGUGGAGGACAUCAAGACUCAGCGUUGUAUUGCUUGUCUCCAGAUCCCUCUAACUCUCGUCUGGUUUGGAUUCUUCAUCGCUGGCAAGUCGCAGAUUAUUAAAAUACAUGCAAUGUUAUCACAUUUAUGGAGAAUGAAAUCAGUAAAUACGCCGUAGUAAACAGUUAUUGAAAUUUGGAUAUGGGCACUCUUUAGUCUCUAAGUAUGUUUUGCAUUUUCUACUCAAGAAUAUUACAAUUAUUAUAACCUUGAAAAUGUUGAUGUUCGGUUACGACAGGAAAUGUGUGGGUGUACGGGUCGCUGAAGAAAGUAGAGACGGAUGAAGAAAUGAGGGUGUUAAAAGGAGCCGGAAAAAUCCCGAACCCCAACUAUUGUAACGCUUGGGUGUAUUGGCUUGCUUUCUUCAUGAUAACCAUGGUGUAUGUCAUGAUAAUCCUGAUGUGCUGUCUGCUCUGUGCUCUCGGAGCCGCUAUUUCUCGAGGUAAGAGCGAGGAACAGGCACCGAUAGUGCAAGAUAACGAAGCCCCAAACUACACUGAAGAAGGGGGCGCUGCACCUCAAGAAGCGGAUCUGGAAAAUACAGAGAAUCCCGCCUAGAUUCCGAUAUUUUGUGACUGUAUGAGAACAUUGAUUGUUGACGAAUCAUUAUGGUCAUGACUCGACAGCUGGAACUGCAUUCAGGACAAAUAUAACUAUCUCAUUGUCAUAUUUGAGAGCGGCAGUCAAUACUUUGGAUGGGAAAAUAGUUUUUGAUACUAGUACGGCCACGUAUCCUGGUAGUAAAUA
Messenger RNA from Bolinopsis microptera, 1233 nucleotides. RefSeq lists its product as uncharacterized. The record is from RefSeq and is a predicted model, not a curated record. The coding region runs from base 155 to 604 and encodes 149 amino acids. NCBI's taxonomy places the organism in Eukaryota, Metazoa, Ctenophora, Tentaculata, Lobata, Bolinopsidae. The transcript has 4 exons.